GUUGAGUAGGAGGUCGCAAAACAUUUGCGUGGUCUGCUUUUCAGCCCAUGAUGCCAAAGGUGCGGUUCCGUCAAACCGUUUUCCACGAUUUUGAUUGCUUGUAACUUUUUCAUUUAAAGUAUGUCCCUCUCCCUCAACAUUCCCAAGAUGACCUCCAACUCCACCGCCAGCAACAAUCCAAACAUCAGAUACGAAGGCUCUUCUCAGACGAAGAAAAGCGAAGCGGAUUACAUCCCACCAAAGCGAUUCUACGUCGCCCUUCCUCAAAUCGCCCUUGACUACGCCUACUUCAAGGACAAUGUAACAACCAACAGCAUCCUUCGCCGCUGGAAUCUGUGUCUUCGUGCCUCUCUCUCUCGGCAUCGACUCGGUCAUUAUUUGACUCAUGACGGUGUGCCGCCUCCCAACAACGAUCCCUCCAGCAAGGCAUACAAAGACUGGCGGAACGAUUGUUUUGAUAUCAUCGAGUUAAUACUCGCCUCGGUGCAGGGGAUGGUGUUGGAUAUGAGUAAUAAGGGGUGGUAUCCUCUCUCUGAGGACCCAAGACAUCAUUAUCUCAAGGUGUUUGAGACGUUUGGGUUGAAUGGACCGGAGGAUCUUUGAGAAUAGACAAAUCGAUCACACUCAUUCCAUGAAUCUAAUCAACAAAAUUCCUUUUUC
Podospora pseudocomata is the source of this 660-nucleotide messenger RNA. RefSeq lists its product as uncharacterized. The transcript has 2 exons. NCBI's taxonomy places the organism in Eukaryota, Fungi, Ascomycota, Sordariomycetes, Sordariales, Podosporaceae. The coding region runs from base 121 to 603 and encodes 160 amino acids. The record is from RefSeq and is a predicted model, not a curated record.